Molecule: messenger RNA, 3515 nt
Organism: Alligator mississippiensis (American alligator)
Lineage: Eukaryota; Metazoa; Chordata; Crocodylia; Alligatoridae
Product: protocadherin beta-16
Exons: 2
Coding region: 46-2763 (905 amino acids)
Biological process (GO): homophilic cell-cell adhesion
Cellular component (GO): plasma membrane
Molecular function (GO): calcium ion binding
Source: RefSeq, a predicted model, not a curated record
AUUCCCGGAUCCGGCUGCUCUCUGCACUCAGGCAAGCAGAGCUGGAUGCAGACAGCAGCGGCUGCUUGCCGGGAUCUGAGGGCUGCUGAUUGCAGUGAAAGGGCAGCAGGAAUUAUUGAAAGGAAAGCCUCCACCUCGGAAGUCAGCCUUUUGCUCAGCGCUUGGAGGGGGAAUUGUUCGAGCAGAGCGCAGGGAGGAGGCCUGUGCUUCAGCCCCGCCCCGGGGAUGGCUGGUGGAACUGGGAGCCGCGCCCGGAGAAGGCAAGUCCUGUGUCUCUUUGUCUAUGUGUGCAUGUCCGGGGCGGCGGGGGGAACGAUUCGCUACUCUGUGCCCGAAGAGAAAAAAAGCGGCUCCCUCCUUGCUAACCUUGCCGAAGAUCUUAAAGUAGACGCGGGCGAAUUGUCCGCUCGCAGAGCUCGGCUGGUGGCCAAAAGCCCCAGGCAGUACCUGCAGCUGAACUCUAGCUCCGGGGAGGUGCUCGUAAAGGAGAAAUUAGACCGGGAGGAGCUGUGCAGACAGAUUGAUCCGUGCUUGUUGCAGUUCGAAAUUGUGUUGGAAAACCCGCUGCAGCUGCACAGGAUGGAGGUGCAGGUCCAGGACGUGAAUGACAACUCCCCUACAUUCUCUAAAGGGGAAUUCCUGUUGGAGAUGCCCGAACAGAUCCCCGCAAACACCCGGUUCCCGUUGCAAAGGGCUCAUGAUUUGGACAUUGGCAUAAACGGCAUUCAAAGCUACAGCCUCAGCACUAACGAGCAGUUCGGGCUAGAGGUCCAGACUCACGGGGACGGCAGGAAAUACGCGGAGCUAGUGCUGGAGAAGCCCUUAGACCGGGAGGAGCAGGCGCAAUUCCUGCUGGUGCUCACAGCUGCAGAUGGUGGCCUUCCGCGAAGAACCGGCUCGUCCCAGAUCCUCAUACACGUACUGGACACUAACGAUAACUUCCCACAGUUCAGUCAGUCAGUGUAUAAGGCGCGGAUAAUGGAAAACAGUCCCCGCGGCGCCCUCGUGGCUACGGUGGUGGCCAGGGACUUGGACCUCGGUUCCAACGUCCACAAAACCUACUCCUUCAGGCAGGCGCCCGAGGAAAUCCUGAGAGUCUUCCGCCUAAACGAGCUAACAGGGGAAAUCAGUGUUGCGGGCGCAAUCGACUACGAGGAAUCGAGGGCCUACGAGCUGAACGUGCAGGCGACAGACGGCGGGGGACUGUCCGCGCACUGCAAAAUGCUGGUGGAGGUGGAGGACGCGAAUGACAACGCCCCGGAAGUGACGCAAACAUCGCUCACAAGCCCCAUCCCCGAGGACGCCCGCCCCGGCACGGUGGUGGCCCUGCUCAGCGUAUCGGACCGCGACGUGGGCGACAACGGCAGGGUAGCGUGCGCCAUCCGGGGCUGCGGCCCCUUCGCGCUGCAGCGGACAGUGCAGAGCUACUACGAGCUGCUGACCCAGCAGCUCCUGGACAGGGAAGAGGAGCCCAAGUACAAUGUCACCAUCGCGACCACGGACGGGGGCUCCCCGCGCCUCUCCUCGCUCCAGACGAUCCUCGUGGAAAUCGCGGACGUGAACGACCACGCUCCCGAGUUCGGCCAAGGCAUCUACAGCGUGUCCGUGCGGGAGAACAACAGUCCGGCCCUGCUGAUUGGCAGCGUCACCGCCCUGGACACGGACGCAGGGAAAAACGCCCGAGUGACCUACUCGAUCCUGCGCGGCCCGGGCGCCGCCGCGUCCUCCGUCUCCAUCAACCCCGAGAGCGGCGACAUCUACGUGCUCAGGACGACGGAUUACGAGGAGGAGCGCGAGUUCGAGGUGGGCGUGAGAGCGACGGACGCCGGGUCCCCGGCGCUCAGCUCCGAGGCCGUGGUGCGCGUCGUGGUGCUGGACGAGAACGACAACGCGCCCUUCGUGCUGCACCCGCUGCAGAACAGCACGGCGGCGUGGAGCGAGCUGGUGCCGCGCUCGGCCGAGCCGGGCUACCUGGUGACCAAGGUGGUGGCGGUGGACGCGGACGCGGGGCAGAACGCCUGGCUGUCCUACCAGCUGCUCCGCGCCACGGAGCCGGGGCUCUUCGCCGUGGCGCUGCACAGCGGCGAAGUCAGGACCGGCAGGGCUAUCACUAACCAGAACUCCGUGAAGCAGAAACUUACCAUCCUUGUUACAGACAACUGGGAGCCCCCCAGAUCCACCACCUCUGUGGUGAGUGUUCUUUUGGUGGACGGCUUUUCAGAUGCGUAUAUGCAGCUCGUGGAUGUGACACUUGCAGAGGAGGACCAGGAGGACGCAUUGACCUUAUAUUUACUUAUAUCUUUGUCUUCGGUUUCAUUUCUUUUUCUGGUUUCAGUGGUUAUAAUUAUCGCAGUUAGGGUUUACAGAGUCUUGCAUUCUAAGAGGUGUCUGCCACAGUCACGGAGUACCUAUUUUAACCCGAGUUUCCAUGCUAAUCCGACGGACACCGGCGGUACCGGGACUCUUUCUCAGUCUUAUUGUUAUGAAGUGUGCUUGGCAACUGGGUCCGGGGCCAACGAAUUUAAAUUUCUUAGGCCUCUGUUACCGUCUCCACCAACUGGUUUUAGCACUGGGGAAGUGUCCAGCCCUGGUUCUCAUCAGAUUCUCUGUGACAUUAGGGAGGAGAUAGAAUCUCUGAGACAGGGCACAGCCUCUUUCUCUGAAGACUUGGGUCCCAGAUCGGGAGGCCCAGGUUGUGUUGUUAACAAGCUAAUAGGGUCGAAUGAGGACUCUGGCCAAAAUGGUUUGCUCUCUUACAAAUAGUCGAGGACAACCGACUUUGAUCUGUUCACUUACAGACAGUGAAAACAAGGAGACAUAUCCUCAAAACAUUACCAAGAAGGGACUGAUCAGUCUUCUGAGACCAAGGGCAUGCAUCUAACUUUUAUUCUAUAUAUUCUGAUUUAGGAAAUUUAAAAUACCUUCUGCAUUUCAGAUAUGACUAUUAAAAAAGAGCGGGAGAUAUUACUACUUGCAUGUUUUGUUUAUUCCAACCAGUCCUUAUUUUGUGAUUAUAAGAGUUGUGUUGCUUCAGGCUGUUUACAUAUAAAAGGAAGUAUAGAAGUAAUCAAAAGUAAUUCUGAUAAAUUCAAAAGUAAUUUAUCAGAAAAUACCUUCCUUAUAACUUUUUCCUAAAGAUAUGAGUGCCAAAUAUUGUCUUGAUUUCCUGCAACUUUUCCAGUGCUGAGUCUAGACAGCUUAAUUAUGGGAGGGUUUUUUUUAAAUAACUUCUAAACUAUUUAGAUAUUAUCAGAUAAAACUGCUUAAAUUAGUUGGCUAUAAUAUACAUUACAUAUUUUUGGGGAAGGUGGGAAAAUUCUUAUACUCUGAAAAUGUUUUGUUUUUAAUUGUAUUCUUUUUCUAAUCAUGUGAAACUGAAAGUGGUGGUUACAGGGCUCUUCAAGAUCCUUGGAUGUAAGAGUAUAGAAGUGAAAAGUUCAUUUCCAUUACAUUAGUCGUUUUAUAGUAAAAUAGAUGAAAGUCAUACAAUAAAGUUCAGACCCUGUAAAAUAAAA